UGGGGGACAGCUGGAUGUUGCCUGGAAUGUCUGAGAAGUGCGUGACCUACUUCUAAACAAUGUUAUUGCCGUUAACAAACUUCAGCUCUGUAACCUAGUGGAGAGUAUAUAAUCAAUUUUGGAAGGAUCUGCUGUGCUUUUUCAUCUCAUAGACUAUGUCCCAGUUCUCGCACAACUAUCUUCUUGUUCCUAUCCCCGAAUACCCUCUCUUAGACUGUGAUCCUAACAGGAAUAUAAAGAUUGUUGUAUUGGGAGGAAGUGGAGUUGGAAAAACAGCACUAAUCGUACGGUUUCUCACAAAGAGGUUUAUCGGAGACUACGAAGCAAAUACAGGGGCAUUAUAUUCGAGGAAAGUCACAAUCGAUGGGGAACAGAUUUCUCUCCAAGUGCAGGACACCCCCUUUGUCUUGAUGGAGGAUGAUAUGGACAACAUUUCUUGUCAGGAACAAAUCAACCGAUCCAUCUACUGGGCAGAUGGCUUUGUUUUUGUCUUCUCUAUUACAGACUAUAAUAGUUACCGAGUGAUCAGACCUCUGUACCAGCAUCUUCGUAAAAUCCAUCCAAAUACCAAGAUACCACUUUUGCUGGUGGGAAAUAAAGCUGAUCUACUAAGAGCCAGACAAGUAUCCUCUGAUGAAGGUCUCCAGUUAGCCAAUGAAUUGACUGGGACCUAUGCUGAGGUGUCUGCCAGGGAAAACUAUGAGGAUGUAUACGGUGCUUUCUACCAACUAUGCCAAGAAGUUGGCAAGAUGAUCUUCAGCUGUAAUGGAGAGAAAAGGAGGGGACUCCAUCUUGUGCGUCCAAGAUCUCCCAACAUGCAGGACCUAAAAAGACGUUUCAAACAGGUGUUGUCAUCCAAAGUAAAGACUGCUACUGCUCUCUGACCACCGUCUACCACAUAUAUGUUGAUCCAUUAUAAAUAAAACGCCCAUUGUUUUGGGGGGGUUGGGAGGGAGGUUGGCACAAAUCACUCUGGAAAGGACUUGUGCCAUAUUAUAUUUAUGCACUUGACAUGUCUGUGUUGGUCUGUGACCACUUUUUUUUUGCCUGGUAGUUAUAAUAAUUGUUGGUUAGUGCAGCUAUAUUUAUGAGCUUUUAUGUGCCCUUCUAUUGAUUUUUAUUCUACUAUGUUAUUAAAACUAAACAAAUCAUUUCACAUUUCUCAGUGACACUGCAAUUCAAAAUAUAUAACCUUUAUUAUUUGGAAGCAGAAAACAAUAUUGCAUUCAGCAAUGUUCUUUCUUUUUUAAUCAUCAAUCAGACUAAAUAACAGGGUUGACAGGAACUUGAAGUCGCAAUAAGGAACAAAUAUGCAGUAACUGAUGCUUACAAUAAGGGAUUCCUGGUAACCCUGCUAAGAUGCAUAAUAAACUUCUAUGAAAUUUGACAGCACUAUACAAAUAAAUAAUAACAGUAAUAUACAUAUUAUGUGAGAUGUAAGAGGCAAUGUGCUAUGUUAUAAACUUUAUUCAGGGAAUUUAUUCCUUUAAGUUAACUUGUUAAAGGGACAUUAUAAUAAAACAUGCUCAACUGUUA
This is a messenger RNA of Bombina bombina (fire-bellied toad), 1536 nucleotides long. Its product is annotated as ras-like protein family member 11A-like. The record is from RefSeq and is a predicted model, not a curated record. The transcript has 4 exons. The coding region runs from base 156 to 884 and encodes 242 amino acids. Gene Ontology annotation, molecular function: GTP binding; GTPase activity. NCBI's taxonomy places the organism in Eukaryota, Metazoa, Chordata, Amphibia, Anura, Bombinatoridae.